Messenger RNA from Leguminivora glycinivorella, 4747 nucleotides. It is a transcript of the gene Karybeta3, whose product is annotated as importin-5. Gene Ontology annotation, cellular component: cytoplasm; nucleus. Gene Ontology annotation, molecular function: nuclear import signal receptor activity. NCBI's taxonomy places the organism in Eukaryota, Metazoa, Arthropoda, Insecta, Lepidoptera, Tortricidae. Bases 71 to 3358 code for a protein of 1095 amino acids. The transcript has 18 exons. The record is from RefSeq and is a predicted model, not a curated record. Gene Ontology annotation, biological process: protein import into nucleus.
CAACACGUUCGAGUUAUAGGAACAUAUUUUUUAAAGAAAAAAGAACGGGCCUUUUCUUUUGAGGCGCAACAUGGCUGGAGAUCAAGCGCAAUUUUACCAGUUACUAAAUACAUUACUAUCUACAGAUAAUGACAUUCGAUCCCAAGCAGAGGAAGCAUACAACAAUAUUGCAACUGAGACAAAAGUAGUGUAUUUAGUGGGCGCUAUACAAAAUGCUGAUGUCAGUGAAGAAGGCCGUCAAACCGCAGCUGUGUUGCUGCGGCGACUCUUCAGUGCAGACUUCUUUGACUUCUUCCCAAAGCUGCCAUUUGAACAGCAGAAACUGCUCAGAGAACAGCUUCUUCUCACUAUACAAAUGGAUCUCAGCCAACAGUUACGCCGAAAAAUAUGUGAUGUAGUGUCUGAAUUGGCCAGAAGUCACCUUGAUGAUGAUGGGGCAAACCAAUGGCCUGAGUUCCUACAGUUUAUGUUCACAUGUGCUAAUGCGCAAGACUCUAACAUGAAAGAAGCCGGUAUUCGAAUGUUUACCUCAGUACCAGGAGUGUUUGGAAAUCUACAAAACCAGAAUUUAGAUGCUAUCAAGAGAAUGCUAUUCACAGCCUUGCAACCAACUGAAUCUGAGGCUCUCAGGGUGCAGGCUGUCAAAGCUGUUGGUGCCUUUAUCUUGUUGCAUGACAAGGAACCUGCAAUUCAGAAACAUUUAAGUGAUUUACUUGAUCCAAUGAUGCAGGUUGUCGUACAAUCAAUGGAGAAAGCUGAAGAUGACUCAGCAUUGAAAGUGUUGAUUGAACUGGCAGAAUCUGCACCAAAAUUUUUGCGACCACAACUUGAGAAUAUUUCACAAGUGGCCAUAAAGAUGGUUGGGGACAAAGAUCAAGAAGACACAUGGAGGCAGCUUGCUCUAGAAGUGAUGGUAACGCUGUGCGAGACGGCUCCGGCGAUGGUGCGCAAGCAGGUGCCCAUGGCCGUGCGCAUGCUCACGCCGCUCGUGCUGGAGAUGAUGUGCGAGAUCGAGGACGAGCCCGAGUGGGCCAUGGAGGAUGAAGUCGCUGAUGACGAUAACGAGAACAACAACGUAGUAGCCGAAUCGGCACUCGAUCGCAUGUGUUGCGGUCUCGGCGGGAAGAUAAUGCUCGGGCUGAUCGUAAGCGCGGUGCCCGUGAUGCUGCAGUCCGAGGACUGGCGGCGGCGCCACGCGGCGCUCAUGGCGGUCUCCUCCGCUGGCGAAGGCUGUCACAAGCAAAUGGAACAGAUGCUUGACCAAGUUGUAUCUGCGGUACUCAACUACCUGGCCGAUCCUCACCCCCGCGUACGUUACGCCGCUUGUAACGCUGUGGGGCAGAUGUCGACAGAUUUUGCGCCAGUGUUUGAAAAGAAAUUCCACGACAAAGUUGUCCCCGGACUUUUCCCAGUGCUCGACGACAACGGAAACCCGCGUGUUCAGGCUCAUGCUGCUGCUGCUUUGGUUAACUUCAGUGAAGAUUGCCCGAAACCAAUUUUAACUCUGUAUUUGGAUCCAUUGAUGAACAAGUUGGAAGCUAUUUUAACUGCUAAGUUUAAAGAGUUGAUUGAACACGGCAGAAAACUCGUACUUGAACAAAUUGUGACUACAAUUGCUUCUAUUGCUGACACAGUUGAGAAAGAUUUCGUGCCGCAUUACGACCGCUUCAUGCCGUGCCUUAAGUAUAUUAUCGCUAAUGCGACCACAGCCGAGCUCAAGAUGCUCCGAGGAAAAACCAUUGAAUGUGUUAGUCUUAUUGGUUUGGCUGUAGGUGAAGAAAAAUUCUUAGCAGAUGCUUCUGAUGUAAUGGAUCUUCUUCUGAAGACCCACACUGAGGGCGAGCAGUUGCCUGCCGAUGACCCGCAAACUUCAUUCCUUAUAUCAGCUUGGUCACGAAUUUGCAGGAUUAUGGGCAAGAACUUCGCCCAGUACCUGCCCAUGGUAAUGGAGCCAGUGAUGCGCACGGCGGCCAUGAAGCCGGAGGUGGCUCUGCUCGACAACGACGACCUCGAGACUAUCGAGGGCAAUCUCGAUUGGCACUUCAUCUCUCUUGGAGAGCAACAGAACUUUGGCAUCAAAACUGCAGGGCUUGAAGAUAAAGCCUCCGCGUGCGACAUGCUCGUGUGCUACGCGCGCGAGCUGAAGGAAGCGUUUGCCGAGUACGCCGAGGAUGUGGUCAAGCUGAUGGUGCCGAUGCUGAAGUUCUACUUCCACGAUGGAGUGCGCACGGCGGCCGCCGAGUCUCUACCCUACUUGCUCGAGUGCGCCCGCAUCAGGGGACAUCAGUAUAUAGAGGGCAUGUGGGCUUACAUUCUGCCAGAGCUGCUUAAGGCUAUUGAUUCUGAACCAGAGCAAGAAGUGCAAGUCGAACUUCUCAACAGCUUGGCCAAGUGCAUAGAACUUCUGGGCACAGGAUGUCUUGGUGAAGAGACGAUGGCAGAAGUGCUUCGUAUCCUUAAUAAAUUGCUAACUGAGCAUUUUGAGCGCGCUACAGAACGAAGACAAAAGCGUGCGGACGAAGAUUAUGACGAGGUGGUAGAAGAGCAACUAGCCGACGAGGACAACGAGGACGUAUACGGGCUGUCGCGAGUGGCCGACGUGCUGCACGCGCUGCUCUCCGCGUACCGCGAGAGCUUCUUCCCGCACCUCGACACGCUCCUGCCGCACCUGGUGGGGCUCAUGGCGCCCGGUCGCCCCUACUCCGACCGCCAAUGGGCUAUUUGUAUAUUUGAUGAUGUCAUCGAGUUCGGAGGUCCAGCAUGUGUGAAGUACCAAGACAUUUUCCUCGAGCCGAUGCUAAACGGUCUCUGCUCUGCGGAGGCGGAGGUGCGACAAGCGGCGGCGUACGGUUGCGGUGUGCUGGCGCAAUUUGGUGGGCCACAGUUCGCAGACGCGUGUGCUCGAGCAGUACCCCAACUCGCAGCUAUCGUUUCCGAGCCUGACGCACGCUCUGUUGAAAAAGUUAAUGCAACCGAAAACGCUAUAUCAGCGGUCACCAAAAUUAUCAAAUACAACCAUUCUAAAAUCAACAGGGAUGAAAUUAUCAGGCAUUGGUUAACAUGGCUCCCCGUGGUAGAAGACACGGAGGAAGCGCCGCACGUGUACUCGCUGCUGUGCGAGCUGGCCGCCAGCGGGCACCCGGUGCUGGAGGCGCCCGACGCGCCGCAGCGGGUCAUCGCGCUGCUGGCCGAGGCCUUCCUGCGGGACGCCGUGCCCGACGACAACCCUGUUUAUGCGCAAAUGGUGGCCCUACUCAGGCAAAUUCAGAGUAAUGCUGAACUGUUCAACUCGUGCCUGGUGCAGCUGAGCAAUGAACACAAGGAGGCUUUGCAGAUGGCGCUAUCACACGUCGCCUAGUACCGUCUCCAAUGCAUGAUUUCUGCACCUAGAUAUUAUAUGACACGGACAAGGGCUUGCUUGUUAACGUUGUGUACCUUGAUAUUUCAAUGAAGCAUUGGUUUGGUUUGUGUCAAAGCCAGAUGGCCUCUGGUCUAGGUGGAUUUACAAGAAAAACGUAGGCACUUUUCUUAUAAAAUUUUUCAAAUGACAAUAAUAUAUAGAAAACAAAUUUGCCCUUAUUCGUGCCAGUCGUCUAGGUAAUUGUACCUAUUACUCAUCGCUGCGAUCCUUUCCCGCCCACUACUCGUAUAUUUUUUGUAGAGCACUCCGCCUUAUCGUCAUUUCUGUAGCCUGUAACGCUGCCUUUAUGUCUACCUAUUAUUGUUCAUCAUGAACCUGUCAUACAUAUCAUCUUAUUCCUUAUACACAUGUUCAUUUGUUAGUAUCCUUUUAGUAAUUGUAUUAACUGCAAAGACGAUUAAACUUUUCAAGAAUUUAGGAAACGUCGCAUACGUUUAUAUAAUACCACCUAGAAGAGUUUCUUCGAUCUCACAUUUAAACAAAAAACAAUAUAAUUGUUUGGGCUGACAAAAAUUACUGUGAUAUAUUUUUAUAAAAACAUUUAAUUUCGACAUUCAGCCAUUAUUAAUUAUCUAACACAUUUGCAAAUACAUUCGACGUGGACUUCUUUUAUUAAGAUACUUGCUUUUUAUAUUUUUCGUAUGUAAUGUAUUUUAUAAGGACGUUUUUUGAUGCAGAAAAGGCUCUUAUUUUCAUAAACAUGCAAAUAUUGGUCUACCAUAAGGUAGCUGUUUCUGGCGAUGGCGAUUCUUUGUUGUGUAAUAACUUUGACAUUAACAUCUUGUUUAUAAAGAAUUAUACCAACAAGUACAGUAGAACAUCGGUAGCUUCGCAUGCUGAGAUAGAUACCACAUUGAUUGAUGAAUUAAACAAUAUAUCAACCGCUAAAUGAUGUUUUUGUAUUAGGUAGUAUAACAGGCUGUGAUAAUUUUGCAAUUAUGAUACCUAUCUUUGUUAUUGGAGAUCUUAUUAAAGCAAUAUCUCAGCAAAGCAAUCGAAAACGAGUAUUAGCUAAUUACAUAUUUGUAUUUGAAGUUUACAUUCUCCUAGCUAUCGGCUUUCUACUGUGCCGGUUACAGGUGCACCGGUUAGCUGAUGCGUCUCACGUGUGCGGGCCCACGAAGUACCUAAGUAAUAAUUAGAACCAUUCAUUGGCUAGUUGUGAUACCGGCCUCGUAAUAAUAGUAGUGACAUGCGUCUGCAUAAAUUUGUUAAUUUAACUUCCCGGCCCGCGUCGCUAUUUGCACGUAACGCCUCGGUUAAGCAUAAGCCUACAUAUAUUAUUACGCAUUUGUUUGACUAAAAUUAUAAGUAAUUGACAUUUCA